This is a messenger RNA of Rodentolepis nana, 2154 nucleotides long. NCBI's taxonomy places the organism in Eukaryota, Metazoa, Platyhelminthes, Cestoda, Cyclophyllidea, Hymenolepididae. The record is from the annotation of a GenBank genome assembly.
AUGCGAUCUGCUCUGGUGAAUCAGGAACUUAUUGAAAAUGGAAAAACUUCGUUUCAUGUUCCUAGAGAGUACGUAUGUGGUGCAGUCGCUUCGAUGACGAAUUUGAUUAUAGUCUUUCCUCUUCACAAAACUGUGUUUUUUCAGCAACUUGAAGGUGUUCGUUUUUCAGCAGCAUUUGCAAGGUUACGGUUGGAAGGUCUUACUCAUCUGUUUCGAGGCCUUCUUCCUCCUCUCCUUCAACGAUCCACUUCUGCAUCUGUGAUGUUCGGCUUUCAAAGUCAGUCCCAACGUUUUCUUAACAGAAAUGAAGCAACAGUGAAACUAUCACCCUAUCUAAAGACCAUAAUUUCUGCAACAAUGGCUGGGUCUCUUGAAGCCGCUUUAACUCCAUUCGAGAGAGUUCAAACCCUUCUCCAAUCUUCAAAUAAUUCAUUGUUGUAUAAAAAUACCUCUCGCGCGUUAUAUAGUCUUCUAAAAUCUCAUGGAAUUCACGAACUUUAUCGAGGCUGUACUCCUAUUUUUCUCCGAAACUGUAUUGGUAAUAUUUUUUAUUUCGUUGGAAAGGAUAGACUUAUGGAGAGUGGUCAAUACCAGGAUCUGCCCUCAGGCCAACGACAUUUGACGGACUUUUUGAUUGGUGGUUUCCUAGGAUCAACAAUCGGUGUAAUUAUAUACCCUCUAAAUGUCGCUAAAUGUCAGAUGCAAUCCGUUGUAGGAACAAAAUUUACUAGUCUCAGGUCUUCGGUGUUGACUUUACUUAACGAAAGACAACACGUGAAGAUUAGACGUCUCUACAGCGGACUUCCAGCAAAUGUCGGUCGAUCCCUUCUCUCUUGGGGCAUCAUUACUAUGGUCUAUGAGUGGCUUCUCACUUUUAUUGUGCUAUUCGUCUGUCUCAUUAAAAUGACUCUUCCUCAAGUUGUAGCUGAAUUUUUUAUUUUCCAAACUGGCCAUGAAAGUGAAGAGGAGAACGUAGUACUUGUCAAAUCUGCUGCUUUGCCUCAUGGUUUCGAGACUUGUGAAAGCAUUAUCGAUGACAAUAUAAUUUCUCAGAAACUCACAUUACUUUGUGAGAGAUUUGAAUUAAUUUACGGUCCGAUGUCUCCGAAAUCAAAGGACGAGUUAGCCCGUUGGCGUGAUAAUGCAAUGGAAUUUUUUGAUCGAGAGUUGGUUAUGCUUGAUCUUAGUUUCCAUGACAUUCCUGAUAUUAUAAAUGCCAUUCAACGGAAGUUCUGUAGCCCUAAAGGCCUCUUGCGUUUGGAUAAUAUCGGGACUAAAAUUCAACUCACUUGCCAAUAUCCUAACACUGAUAUUGCAAUAUUCUACGAUUCUCACUUGGCAUGGUCCUCUUUGGUCCCAAAAAACUUUCUUCCGGUAUUACGGUUUAUUGUCUCGGAUUUGCUCAGUCUUCCUCCUGACCUUGACCUAGCUACGAUAUCUCCAAAGGCACCUCAUAUGGGAAGGUUCUUAACUGGUCUACCAAAUAUGGAAAAUGACCUCUGUCCACCACAGGGCCCCGUUCCUCUCCUCUAUCGACGACUUCCUGAUUCAACUUCCCAACGCAUCCAAGUCGUGGUAUAUCGCGCUCUGAGACUGUCUGUCUGCUUAUUCAUUGAUGCGAAGCACAAUCUUGACAAAGAGUUCUUUCAGUCCUUCGACUCAGCUUAUGGGAGUGCAUUGACAGAUCUUUCCUGUACUCUGGAUACGGAUCGUAAUCCUAAUAUGAUGGUGAGCUCUGAUUUGGUGAAUCUCUCGAUAAGCGCCUCUGAAUCGUCUUCUUCGAAGUCGGUGGGUCAAGCAACUCCUAGCAAUUCCUCACUUCGAGGCUUCCUUAUGUGGGAACCGGAGCUUGUCUCGGUGAAAACGAAUUUUUUUAAACAGCAAUGUGGAGGUCGCAGUGAAACCAUUCUUCCCUUCUCGACUCUCCUCCCCAUCAUGCACGCGGCUCGACAUGAUAUCAUCUCAUGUUUUGGCAAUCGAUGGAAUGAGUGCCUAUUCAAACUUGAACCUGAGACGUGGCUCUAUUUUCGACGCCUCAACAAACGCGAAGUCUUCCUCAUUUUCAGUGGGAAAAAGGUUGACGUCUCUGUAAUUACGAGUGAAUCAAAACGAUUUGGUGUGGAAAAUCUUGCCGGUCUCUUCCGUAUUUGUUGA